Messenger RNA from Letharia columbiana, 1167 nucleotides. RefSeq lists its product as uncharacterized. Bases 1 to 1167 code for a protein of 388 amino acids. The record is from RefSeq and is a predicted model, not a curated record. Lineage: Eukaryota; Fungi; Ascomycota; Lecanoromycetes; Lecanorales; Parmeliaceae. The transcript has a single exon.
AUGUUCCAGCAGACGAUGAAGAUGCGGGCCCACUACAUGGUAAGUAAAGCUCUCCCCGCAAAUCAAUACGAUUGUCUAUGGACUGACACUGAACCAAGUCCCUCUUCUUCAGUCCUGGAUCUCCCUCAGCUCUACAGCAAACCUUCACCUCAAUCCCUCCUUUCUGCUAUCGCCCUGCUCGCCGUUGCCCCUUCGUCCUGGCAAGGAAAAUCCGGCGAGGCUAGACCAGCUUCAAUUAGCCAAGACGGCGUACCGUCCUACCUGACGCGCAUCGUAUCAAGCCCCUUGGCUUGGAUACCUUCAGAUACCGACAGAGAGCUAGUAUGGGAAGCAGCCAGCAAGCGACUCGCGGAACGAUCAGGCCGCACAGCCAUGCCAUCAAUCUCUCGUACCUUCCGGAUCCCAAUCGACGGGCAAGACUCAUCGGACACUCUCGACAUCAGACUCCACGAACCUUCUCUGACAGACGACAAUCUCGGCCAUAAGACAUGGGUGGCUUCCUACCUACUCGCCAAACGCCUCCCCACCCUUCUCCCGCGCCUCUUCCCCGGCAUCAAACCUUCUGCCGAGAUCGACCCCCUCGACCCCCCUCCACCGACCAAGUCCCCCAGCAACCCUCACCGUCACCCCAUCCCACCUCCAACCCCACGCCCCCGCAUCCUCGAGCUCGGCGCCGGCACCGGCCUCGUCGGCCUAGCGGCCUCGGCCCUCUUCUCCGCCCACACGCUCCUCACCGACCUCCCCUCCAUCCUCCCAAACCUCCAGCGCAACGUCACCGCGAACGCAUCCCUCACCGCCUCCAGCGCCGUCACGGCCGGUCCUCUCGACUGGUCGGACCCGGACUCGUACAUCCGCGGAGGCGCACGCUUCGACCUCAUACUCGCGGCCGACUCGCUGUAUGCGCCUGAGCAUCCGUCGUGGAUCGUCCAGGUCAUGGGGACGCUGCUCCGGUGGGACGAGGAGAGGAGGGCGAGGGUCGUUGUCGAGUUGCCGUUCCGCAGGGAGAGGCCACCGGAGCAUGAGGAUUUGAGAGUGCGGAUGCGGGAGAAGGGGUUCGUGUUGGUGGAGGAGGGAGAGGAGGUGGGAUACGACGACUGGGAGGAGCUCAGUCCUUCGGGUGGGCAGUUGGAGGUGAAGUGUUGGUGGAGCGUAUGGCGCUGGAGGUGA